Vitis riparia (riverbank grape) is the source of this 4198-nucleotide messenger RNA. RefSeq lists its product as uncharacterized. NCBI's taxonomy places the organism in Eukaryota, Viridiplantae, Streptophyta, Magnoliopsida, Vitales, Vitaceae. The record is from RefSeq and is a predicted model, not a curated record. The coding region runs from base 166 to 4005 and encodes 1279 amino acids. The transcript is spliced from 11 exons.
GAAAUUGGCUCCCUUUUCCCUCCAAAAAUCAACCUCUAUAUGUCCCCCACUCUCCCUCUUUUCCCUCCAAUCCUCUCUCUCUCUUCUCUCCACUUCCACUUUCACUUUCCCUCCACUCUCCUCUCUCCUCUCACUACAUUCUCCCCCUUCCUCUGAUAAAUCGAGAUGGGUUCCCUUGGAGAUAGUGAUGACGAAAUCGACGACACCCAACCUCUUGCUGAUAUUUCCGAUUCCGAAACCCAAAACUUUGAUGCUCUGUCUUCUCCCUCUUCGUUGUCUGGUGAGAAAAUCAAAGAUUGGAAUGCUGAUGCAGUGCAAUUUCUACAAAAUACUGUACCUUUUGAUGACACUGUUCCGCUUGAAGAUGCAUUUGAAACCCAAUUGGUGAAUCUUAGUGGUGAAACCCAAGUUUUGGAUGAUCCUGAUUGCACUGAGAAUAUAAGAACCCAAUUAUUGGAUGGGUUCGAUGAUGAAGUUGUCAUUGAAAGUGAUGGUGAAGGAACGGAUAGAACUGAAGUUCUGAGUGAUAAUGAGGGUUUAUCUGAUGAUAACUCUGUGAGAAGCAUAGGUGUUUUCCCAGUAGACAAAGAAAAUGUGCAUCACGUUUCUGCUUGUGAACAGGGUGAAAAGGGAAGUCUGUUGGAACCCCAUCCUUCGAUUGGUGAACAGUGCAAUGCAGAACACAAUGUUUCUACUGUGACACCGCUGGAACAAGGCACCCUGGAACCUGAACCUGGAUCUGUUCCAAGGGGGUUUACUUCAGUUCGUGCUGCAGCUUUGCGGGCCUCUGGUUUAGCAGCUCGUGCUAUGACUCUUAAUGGAACCAAGAGUGGGCCUUUGAAACAAAAUGAUGAGGAAAAUAAGAUUUCUUCUAUAAGAGGCCAAUCAGCAGUUGGGGCAGAAGUUGCUCCAGAAAAUUGUUUUGGGGAAUAUAAUGAGGGAUUAAGGAACGAAACCAAAUGCAGGGUUAGUAGAUCUACAGUGAGAAAACUUUUUACUGAGGAUACAUUUGCUGAGAAAAGCAGAUCCACUAACAACAUUCAUAGCAAUGAUGAAGGAACAGACUUGUCUCAAUUGCUUGCCUGUGGUAACAAGUCAGCAGGGUUGAGCUAUGUUGACUCUCAAGAGCCUGAAGAGGCAUCCCAAGCCAAUGCACUUGAUUUUGUGGACAGGUUUCUUCAAGUUAAUAUGCUGGAGUUUGAUCAAGAAGUUGAUCAUGGGAAGACUACCAAAACAAAAUCAAUUACUGUCUCAAGUGCAAAAGGGCCUCAAAGUUUGGCCAAGGCAUCCAAUCAUAGAAACACAGUUGGGCAAUCGGAGAUUUUUGACUGGGAUGAUAACCGUGAGGAUGAAGGUGGCGGAGAAUUUUUCUGUCAUAGAAAGGAAGAAUUAUUUGAUCACAAACAUCAUGGGCGGAUAUCUUCUUCUGAACCUCGGAAGACCAGGCAGGCUGACUUGAAAGGAAGCCAAGUGGAUGAGUUCAGGAAUAAGGAAGAGAAAUUGAAGAUCCACCAUAAAAUAAUGAAUUUUGUUCAUUCUGAGCCAAGAUUAGUCAGGCCUAAUUCAAAAGAGAAUGACAAGAUAUUUCAAGAUGAUAAUAUGAAAAUAAAAAAGAAUCUUGCAAAUGAGUUGGAUGAGCAGUUAAAUGCAGAAUCCUCAGGAGGAGAGUUUGAAGCCACUGGUGCUGACAUGGAUGUGCCUGACAUGCUAAAUGUAGGUUUUGACACUCAAAUGGCUGCUGAAGCUAUGGAAGCCUUAUUUUAUGGGUCAUCCCUUAAUAAUGGUGAUGUUCAUGAGGCUUGUCAAGGUAACCAUAAUUCCAAGGGUUUGCCCAAGAGGGAGAGGAAGAAUUCAGCUUGUACUAAAGAGGAUUCAUUUCAGAAGAGGGCACAUCCUCUGGAUUCAGGAGUAAUUACAAGACAAUCCAAGAAAAUGAAGGGGAUUGGUGCCAGACUUAGUAAAGAAUCUUCAGGUUGCGCACGCUCUAAGAAUGUCAGGGAGCAGAUUGAUGUGGAGCCAGUAAAAGCAAAACCAAAACGGACCAAGUCAAAUUCUCAGGAACGCUUUGCCUCCAGGGGAAGUGAAAAUGUGGGCAAAAACCCUUCUAAAGUCACCAGGAAAAGAAAGGCAGAAGGAACCUUGGAAAGAAGCCAUAUUGAUGAGGUUGAAGGAUGUCAUGGCCUAGCAACAUCACAUAGUCUUAUUUCAGUUAAGAAACGGGGUUUACAAGAGGAGCUUGGUACUUUUACACCAGUUGCUUGUCGAACUAGGCAUCGCAUGGUUGUAAAUCAGUUUGAAAGAGCUAAGAUCGCAUCAAAUGAUUCUGGUGAAAAAAUAAAUAAUCAGAGAAAGGCUGGUCCACUUAAAGACAGAAGAAAAAGGAGCAAAGCUGUUGAUGCCUGUAAGGUGUCAGGUGAUAAAGAGAGAUUGUCUACAUCUGGUUCCAAUGGCUCUGGCAAACUUCAGUCUGACAAACUGAGUCAUCAUGAGCAAUCAGAUUCAAAGUUAACUGCUAUAUCUAAUGGUGGCAAAAUGGAUGCUUUGAGCUGUCCUAAACAAAGCAGAACUCAUAGAAACUUGUUGGGUCGAGCAAAUAGCAUCACAGACUUAGAUGGUCCACCCAAACCAUUUGUUGGACAAGAAGCCAUUGAACAAUUUAUCCCUAGGCAGACAAGGUCAAAAAGCAAAGCUAGAGGCACUUUUUCUGGUUUUGACAUGAAGAGGAAAAUACAAUCAUCUUCAAAUGCUUCUCUGGGGUUGUCUUCCCUAGACCAGAAUUCUGAAGGAAUAUUGCUAAAGCAAAGUUUAGAUAAACCAGGAGCAGGUGAUGCUAUGCUUAACCGUAGUUCUGUUAAUCAGAAUAGAAAAAAAAUUUCCAGAGAUCCGACUGGGGAAAGAGCAUCUAAGCAUUCUGAGGGGAACAGUGAUGCAGAUCCCUCAUCACCUGCUGAAGGCAGAGAAGGAAAUGCUGGGUUAAGGGAGAUGUGUAAACCCUCUGGUUCAGUAUGUACUACCCCAGUUAACUCUGUGACACCUACAAAUGCUGCAUCACCAGUUUGUAUGGGUAACGAAUAUGUCAAGCAGUCUUGCAAGAAGAACCUAAGGACAUCCCUUUUGAAAGAAAUCAAUAACUUAACUGACACUGGACCAGGGCCUACUUCUGCAGUAAAAGAUUCUAGGAGGAGAAGAGAAAUAUCGAACGUUCGAGUCUUAUUUAGCCAACACUUGGAUGAUGAUAUAAUUAAGCAGCAGAAAAAGAUUUUGACCCGCCUGGGAGUUUCUGUAGCUUCCUCUAUUUCAGAUGCCACACACUUUAUAACAGAUGCAUUUGUACGGACAAGGAAUAUGUUAGAAGCUAUUGCAUAUGGCAAACCAGUGGUGACACAUCUAUGGCUUGAGAGCUGUGUGCAAGCUAGAUGCUUUAUUGAUGAGAAAGGCUACAUACUGAGGGAUGCCAAAAAGGAAAAGGAGCUUGGCUUUAGCAUGCCAGUUUCAUUGGCACGUGCAUGCCAACAUCCUCUUUUACAGGGUCGAAAAGUCUUAAUCACUCCAAACACAAAGCCUGGUAAAGAAAUAAUAGCAAGCUUGGUUAAGGCAGUUGAUGGUCAGCCUGUGGAGAGGAUAGGCAGAUCUGUGUUGAAGGAUGGCAAAUUUCCAGAUGAUCUGUUGAUUUUAUCGUGUGAUGAAGAUUAUGCAGUCUGUGAGCCUUAUCUCGAAAAAGGAGCAGCUGUUUACAGUUCAGAGUUGCUACUGAAUGGGAUAGUCACUCAGAAGCUGGAGUAUGAAAGACAUCAGCUGUUCGUGGAUAAUGUAAAAAGAACCAGAUCUACGAUAUGGAUGAGAAAAGAUGUUGCCAAUCUGAAGCGAUGUAGGACACAGUUAAAAGGCCUAAGUUUACUAGAUGAAGAGCGGGAUGGUUAUGAGGUGAAUUCAAGGAAAGAUGCAGCUCCCAGGGUGAAGCCGGAUUAUAACUUCCUCAAAAAAGCACUCAUCUUAUUCCAUUGAAUUAUCUCUGAAAGGAUGGUGGGUAUUUUUCUUAUAUAACCAACAGUAAAUGGUUGCAGUAGGGUUGAUCCAUCAUCUUCCAACAGUACAAAUGUUGCAUAUGGAAAUUAGUCAUUGAGCAAGGUCCCCAUUUCCUGAAUUGUGUAUCAAAUGUUUGUUACUUCCUUACUGAAGUACAAAUGAAAAUUCUUUC